AUGAGCAUAAGCAUUACUGUCGAAAAGCGCAACAUAGUAGCAAUAAUGGAUAACUUUACGACUGGUUAUGGAGACGAGUCGAACACAGCUUUCUUCAUCGCCGGUCACACUCUGGCCGGGGUGGGCUUUUUGGCAGGUGCCCUGUCCCUCCUUGCGCUUAUCUACGGGAAGCGACCCUUUCAGCCUUUGCACAUUUUGCUGAUGAACCUUGCCAUCGCUGAUAUGACGUUGGACGCCUUCAUUCUGGUCGGAACAGGAAUCCAUAUUUACGCCGGUACGACGUAUGAAGAGUUGUGCGUAGCUUACACGAUUAUUGAACUCUCCUACGUAUCGCACUUGCUUCCGCUGUUUGCUACAGUGGCCAUUGUGAUCAACCAAUAUGUUGCAGUGUUGGCACCAUUGAGGUACCAAACUACGGUGACAAAAGGGAAAGCGUUUGCGCUUAUUUCUGUAUCAUGGGGCCUAGUUUUUACUGUUGCAGUGGCUCUGCACAUCGCGGCAAAGCCUACACACCACUUCGAUACCUCGGUCACGUGUCACUGCAUUCACGUGUGUGAUAAUUAUUUUGAAAACUAUCUCGCUAUUCGUGCACCGAUGUUUGCUCUUAUUUUCGUCAUCUUCUCUAUUUUCACAUGCUCCAUGUUGUGUUUAACGUAUCGCGUCGCAAGGAAACAGUUGAUAGCCUCGGUAUCACUGGCAGAUGCUAGUGAGUUCAACACAACUGAGGGCUACAAACUUCAUUCCGAGGCUCCAUGCCAGGCACCGCCAUUGAGCGCGAGGGCUGUCAAGCAGAAAAAGCGGCUAAGCACUACCAUUGGUCUGCUUGUGGGUACCCUCAUCGUAUUUUGGACGCCAGGGAUUUUAGAUGCCUUAUUCAUCACAUGGAGGCAUCCUGGUCCGGUGGCUAGCGAGUCCCUUCUCGCCCAUCGCAUCAGCAAUCUUCUCUUUCUCUUGAACCCAAUCUGUGACUUUGUAGUGUACGGGUUGCGGCUUUCCGAAGUGCAAGAAGGCUACUUUAGGAUAAUGUCCAGUCUUCGCCGAAGGAAUCGUCCAGUUUCAACUUCCACCCAUGAACUCCACGCUCUUCAUUUUACACCGAAGACUACUGACCGUCCCAGUCGAUGCUCGUAG
Lingula anatina is the source of this 1131-nucleotide messenger RNA. RefSeq names its product adrenocorticotropic hormone receptor-like. Gene Ontology annotation, biological process: G protein-coupled receptor signaling pathway. Gene Ontology annotation, molecular function: G protein-coupled receptor activity. The record is from RefSeq and is a predicted model, not a curated record. NCBI's taxonomy places the organism in Eukaryota, Metazoa, Brachiopoda, Lingulata, Lingulida, Lingulidae. Gene Ontology annotation, cellular component: membrane.